UCUCGUUCGAUGGACUACUGCCAUCUUGAAGAUCCCUGCUCCGUCACGAAUUACCAUCCCGAAGCCAGUGCCCCCUUCAUGAAGAAUUGCAGCAUCGACGUUCACUUUGAAAGUUCCAGCGGUUGGUCUCUCCCAUCUGUAAUCCUGUUUCUCCGAUGUCGCUGGGUCCCACUGUUCGCCAAUUUCUUUGAAAAAAGAGGGCUGACAUCCCAU
Molecule: messenger RNA, 213 nt
Organism: Linum tenue
Lineage: Eukaryota; Viridiplantae; Streptophyta; Magnoliopsida; Malpighiales; Linaceae
Source: the annotation of a GenBank genome assembly